This is a messenger RNA of Pelecanus crispus (Dalmatian pelican), 1275 nucleotides long. It is a transcript of the gene HMBS, whose product is annotated as hydroxymethylbilane synthase. Lineage: Eukaryota; Metazoa; Chordata; Aves; Pelecaniformes; Pelecanidae. Gene Ontology annotation, molecular function: hydroxymethylbilane synthase activity. Gene Ontology annotation, cellular component: cytoplasm. The record is from RefSeq and is a predicted model, not a curated record. Gene Ontology annotation, biological process: heme biosynthetic process.
AUGAUGUGCUCUUUGUAUGGGGCUUUACUUUCUGCUUCGUUGCAGCUGGCCCGGAUUCAGACAGACAGCGUAGUCGAGAUGCUCCGUGAGCUAUACCCUGACCUCCGCUUUGAGAUUGUUGCCAUGUCAACGACUGGAGACAAGAUCUUGGAUACAGCACUUUCCAAGAUCGGGGAGAAGAGCCUCUUUACCAAAGAGCUGGAAAAUGCACUUGAAAGAAAUGAAGUUGACCUCGUGGUUCACUCCUUGAAGGACCUGCCGACUUCUCUUCCUCCUGGCUUUACCAUCGGCGCUGUCUGCAAAAGGGAAAACCCACUCGAUGCUGUUGUCUUUCAUCCCAAAAACUGUGGGAAAACGCUGAGCCUCCUUCCGGAAAAGAGUGUGAUUGGAACCAGUUCACUUCGGAGAGCAGCCCAGCUCAAGAAGAAGUUCCCUCAGUUAGAAUUCAGGGAUAUUAGAGGCAAUUUAAAUACCCGCUUAAAGAAGCUAGAUGAGAAGGAAGACUUUGGUGCCAUCAUCCUGGCUGCUGCUGGGCUGAAGAGAAUGGGCUGGGAGAAUCGCAUUGGCCAGCUCCUAAGCCCUGAAGAUUGUCUGUACGCUGUCGGACAGGGUGCCUUAGCAGUGGAAGUUCGUGCCAAAGACCAAGAGAUACUGAAUAUGGUAUCUGCCCUGCAUGAUGCAGACACCGUGUUAUGCUGCAUUGCUGAGAGAGCCUUUAUGAAACGUUUGGAGGGCGGAUGUAGCGUCCCUGUCGCCGUCAACACCAUGCUGAAAGAUGGCCAGUUGUAUUUGACAGGAGCAGUCUACAGUUUGGAUGGAUCUGAUAGCCUGAAGGAGACUAUGCAGACCAGUGUUAAUUAUCCCCAGCAGAACGAAGAUGGACCGAACGAUGACGUGCAGCACGUUGGCAUAACGGCCAAGAACGUCUCCGGUCAAGCCCAGGAAGCUGCAGAGAACCUUGGUGUUGAACUAGCUAGUUUGCUUCUGAGCAAGGGAGCUAAGCAUAUCCUUAGCGUGGCAAGGCAGCUCAACGAUGCCCGCUGAACCUGUGGUGCGGUCGGCACGAUUGCUACAACUUGAGCAAGUCUUUGCAGCUCCUGUCGUCCUCCUUUGGAGGAAGGGAUUUAUUUAAGCGUUCACACCGGUCUUACCUGAUGUUUGGGCCCAAAAACUUGAAAUAUGAAGUUGACUAACUUGAGUAGUUUAUGCCGUUCAGGGUUUUCAUCCCUCUCUGCAUUUCUCUAAAUCGCAAAGCGUCUCUGAAGUUUUUUAACC